Poecilia latipinna (sailfin molly) is the source of this 1347-nucleotide messenger RNA. Its product is annotated as testisin-like. The record is from RefSeq and is a predicted model, not a curated record. Gene Ontology annotation, biological process: proteolysis. The transcript is spliced from 6 exons. Bases 236 to 1186 code for a protein of 316 amino acids. Gene Ontology annotation, molecular function: serine-type endopeptidase activity. Lineage: Eukaryota; Metazoa; Chordata; Actinopteri; Cyprinodontiformes; Poeciliidae.
ACGACGUCAGACAUUUCUUGACGACUCUAUAAUUAACUGUAAACUAUUUUUCAGGCUUUGGAACCAUGCAAAGGCAACAGGAGGGAGCGUACUGGCAUGAAGAGAAACAGGUUUGGGCAGGAAGUGUUUUCCUUGUUUCCUUAACGUACAUAUAAGCAACAAAGACAAGAAGCUGGAUAAAAGCUUUCUCAACAGUUUGUGCAGACAGAAAACAGGAAGAUUGGUUGCAAACAACAUGGCGGCGGCUUCGACUCUGUGGGUGCUGUUGAUGUGUACGGUCCUCUCUGGCCGAGGGCUGAAAGCUCAGGACUGCGGAGUCGCACCUCUAAACACGAAGAUUGUGGGCGGUGAUGGCGCGACUGCCGGGUCGUGGCCGUGGCAGGUCAGCAUCCACCGGAGGUCGAGCCACGUCUGUGGAGGGACGCUCAUCAACAGCCAGUGGGUUCUCACUGCGGCCCACUGCAUCUUGACGACCACAGUGAGUGAGUGGACCCUCUACUUUGGAAGACAGACCCAGGCUGGCCCCAAUAAUAACGAGGUUUCACGCCAGUUGAGCCAGAUCAUCGUCCAUCCAAACUACAACAACUCGCUCUUCAACAACGACCUCGCCUUGAUGAAACUCAGCAGCUCGGUCUCUUUCACCAACUUCAUCCGACCCAUCUGCCUCGCCAGCAACCUCAGCCAGUUCUUCAACGCCACUUCAUGCUGGAUCACUGGCUGGGGAAGACUGUUGAGCAAUGUGUCUUUGCCAUCGACCUCUAAUCUACAGGAAGUUGAGGUUCCUGUCAUUGGAAACAACGAGUGCGCCUGUAGCUACACAGCGACAGACGCAACCAUCACGGGCAAAAUGAUGUGCGCCGGGCAAGAGAACAAAGGAGCAUGUCAGGGAGACUCCGGUGGACCUCUGCAAUGCAAGCAGGGCUCCAGGUGGAUCCAGGCUGGAAUCACAAGCUAUGGGAUCCCUUGUGCCACUGCUGAUUUUCCUGAGGUUUACGCUCGAGUGUCGGAGUUUCAGGCGUGGAUCACAGACCAGAUCGCUGGCACCACAGCGGGCUUCGUGACAUUCAGCUCUAACGGCACUGACGCAGACACCAGCUUUACGUGUCGCAACUCAGGCGAUCUUUCCACUCAGUUCUCAUUUGCCGUCCUUGUGACUGUGAUGCUGCAUCCAUUCAUCACUAAAUGAAAGUCUUUUUUUUUUUUUUACAGUUUUGCUACACUUUAAAUAAUCUUACAAAAAUAAUAAUAUUUUAGAAUAAAUAAUGUUGGUCAGAGUUGACUUUGUAUAAAUAGUUUCAGUGCAUUUGUCAUAAUUUAGUGGUGCCAUAAAGACCCAAAAGUCUAAUU